CCCGAAGACAAUCCCAUGAUGCUAAGUAGCUUGCUAAUUGGUCUCUCUAAGCUAGCCGUAUGUGUCCUAAGAUACCCUAUCAUGAUGGAAUAGGCUCCAGGCUACCCAACCUUGACCAGAACAAAAAAAUGGAAGAUGGAUGGAUCAAUGGAUGCAUCUACCUACUCCUGCAACAUUCAAGGGAAUGAGCCAGAACCAUCAUGCCCCUGCUCAGCUUUCUGUUCUGGUUCCACUGCUGCAUGUCGUUGACCCACUCAGCCAGCAGUCAGACAGUCAGCAAAGAAGGAGAACGCAUCAAGAUGUUUUUGACUCCUACAAUCUGCAAGGUCCGCUGUAGUGCAGGACGCUGCACCAACUAUUGCGAGCAUGGAAAUGUCACCACUCUGUAUAGUAAUGAGCCUGUUGGUCAACCACCUUCGGAAACAGGCUUCCGAAUCUUCUUGUGCCCAAUGUUGUGCCAAAAUGGUGGCGUAUGCAUUCAGAAAGACCGUUGCCAGUGUCCUCAAAACUUCACGGGCAAGUUCUGCCACAUUCCAGUUGCAUCCUCUACCAAUGACAUUGAAAAGUCACAAUUAAAUCCCUCUGUGCUGAGUGACCAGCAGUUUAUGUCACAGUCAGAGUACCUGCUCCCACUACAGAGUCAAGAGCAUCACCAGACAAAUGCUGAAUCUUCAAUGGUAAAGGUGCGCGUGCAGCAUCCACCUGAAGCUAGCAUAAAGAUCCACCAGGUUCUGAAGGUAGGAACAGGGGAAACAGGAAGGGCUCAGCAAGAUACCGUCACACGGACAACUCGUGUACUGGAAGCAAGGAACAGUUUGCCAGGAGAGAAGGGUGAGGCUCUAUUGCCCCCAGUACAAGCCCAAGAAUUUCUUGGAGACUCCGCUGACACAGAGUCCUCUGUUUUCAAAUAUUGCUUUAGAGAGUUUCGCAAUGGGCAGUGUAGCUCACGCCUGCCUGGACUAAGGACCCCAAAGACCUGCUGUGAAGGAACAGGAAUAGCCUGGGGGAUCAAUGAGUGCAUCCUGUGCCCUUCUCAUGGAAAUGGCACCGAUGGCAAUAAACAAUGCCCAAAGGGAUAUGAAAGGAUUAAUGAUACCCAAUGUGUGGACAUAAAUGAGUGUUUGCAGCCCAGCCGAUGUCAAAACGGGAACUGCAUCAACACUCGUGGGAGUUACAGCUGCAUCUGCAGGCAGGGGUAUCUGCUGGAUGCUUCUCACCGAAUCUGUGUCUCAGAAAAGGUCAUCUCAGAGGACAAAGGACAGUGCUACCGUUUACUGUCAUCUGGCGUCUGUUCCUUGCCAAUACUGAGGAAUAUUACCAAGCAAAUUUGCUGUUGCAGUAGAGUAGGCAAGGCUUGGGGAAGGAACUGCGAGAAGUGCCCGUACUUUGGCUCAGAUGCUUUUAAGGAGACCUGUCCAGCAGGACCAGGCUACCAUUAUUCUCCCUUUGCACACCAGCCUAAUCAAAAGGUGACUGAGCACCAUGAUACUGGGAGGACCAUUCUGACUCCACAAAGGCAUGCUCAACCCCCCAGUGAUCGCAGCCUCACCCCCCAGAGAGUGCCUGAACCGCCAUCUAAUCCUGCAAUACCAGGUUCCCAGACCAGGACCCAAUCAUCUGCUACUGACCUUUUCACCACUCAAAAAAGGACUGACCGAUUGAGCAAUGCUUCGACCACUACUCAGUCAACUCGAGUACUGACAUCUUCUACUCAAAGGCAAAGCAUCCAUCAAGCUAACAGACAGGAGAUUUCAUCAGUGAGGCCUGUUCAGCCAGCAGCAGUGACACCUCGUCCAGCUCAGCCAAGACCAGGAUUUCAGGGGUGUGAUUCCAAUCCCCAGUUAUGUGGACCAGGGCGCUGUGUUGAUCUACCUGGUGAGAGGUACACCUGCAUUUGUAACUCAGGAUACCAGCUCAACCUACAGAGGACAAGGUGUUUUGAUAUUGAUGAGUGUCGAAGAACCCCCAGUCCCUGUGACAAUGGCUACUGUGAGAACGCCCCAGGCAGUUUCCGCUGUGUCUGCUUCACUGGUUAUGAACUUCGGGGCAACACCUGCAUAGAUAUUAAUGAGUGUAAGAAUGACCUGCAGUGUCCCGGUCAAGAGUGUGUAAAUACAAAAGGCUCCUUUAGGUGUGUUCCAUGCAGACCAGGAUUUGAACUGAAGAACCAGCAAUGCCAGGAUAUUGAUGAGUGUCGAAGAACCCCCAGUCCCUGUGACAAUGGCUACUGUCAGAACGUCCCAGGCAGUUUCCGCUGUCGGUGUUUCACGGGUUAUGAACUUCGGGGCAACACAUGCUUAGAUAUUAAUGAGUGUAAGAAUGACCUGCAGUGUCCCGGUCAAGAGUGUGUAAAUACAAAAGGCUCCUUUAGGUGUGUUCCAUGCAGACCAGGAUUUGAACUGAAGAACCAGCAAUGCCAGGACGUUGAUGAGUGUCUGCAGAAUCCCAGCCCUUGUGUUAACAGUCAAUGUGAGAAUAGCCCAGGCAGUUACCAGUGUGUCUGUUCCAGUGGGUACAAACUAGAGGGAAACAGUUGCAUCGAUGUGGACGAAUGCGAAGACCCAUCGCAGUGCGCAGGUGAAGAAUGUGUCAACCUUAAAGGAUCUUAUAGAUGUAUUCCUUGUCGGCGAGGCUACAUCAUACAGAAUGGAAGAUGCACAGAUGUAGAUGAAUGCCAGAGCCUACAAGGCUGUGGUCCUGAGGGCAUCUGUGUGAACACAGCAGGCUCCUAUCACUGCGACUGCCAGCCGGGAUAUAGAGCAGCCGGCCCUGGUCAUCAGUGCAAAGAUAUCAACGAGUGUUUUGAGGGGGAAUAUUGCUUCCCACAUGGGGAGUGCAUGAACACAGAAGGAUCAUACCUCUGUGUGUGUUCUGAAGGGUUCAAAUCCAGCAUGAAUCUCAGCUCCUGCAUUGAUGUGGAUGAGUGUGCCAGGCCAGAGGCAUGCCAGGAUGGAAGCUGUGUCAACACUCAGGGAUCAUUCCAGUGCCAGUGUGAUGUCGGAUUCAUGACCAAUCCAGAGCAAACCACCUGUCUAGAUAAAGAUGAGUGUGCAGACUCUGGGGGUGCCAUAUGUUGGCCAAAGCGCUGUGAAAAUACUAUUGGUUCUUACUACUGUGUCACCAUCUGCGAGCCUGGUUACACUGUCAGCGUCUCUGGGGAGUGCAUGGAUAUUAAUGAAUGUGUCAAUGAGACUAUCUGCGGGGAGCACUCUUUCUGCCAAAAUCUCAUAGGGACGUACCAAUGCAUGUGCAACCAGGGCUACAAGGCCACGGACAAUGGAAAGGGAUGUGAGGAUGAGAAUGAGUGUGAAACCAUACAAGGUGUGUGUGGGACAGCGCGCUGUGAGAACAUGGAGGGGUCCUUCCUGUGCGAGUGCCCAGGAGAGAAUGAGGAGUUCGACCUCCGCCUGAGGAGGUGCUUCAGCCGACCCCAGUCUGGUCGACUGUCCAUCCCCAAUGGCUCCUCUUAUUCCUCUACCUUUAGUUUCUGGAACCCAGAUCCCCAGGUUCCUAUAGAUAGUGCUCCUGUACCUCCGCCUGCAUCCCUCCCAGGGGAACUGAGGGAGUGCUACUAUAAUAUCCAGGACCAAAGCACCUGCCGUGUGCUGACUCGAAAUAGCACCUACCAGGAGUGCUGCUGCACCGUCGGGGAAGGCUGGGGUCUUCACUGCCAGUAUUCACCCUGUCCCACCUCAGGCUCAGUGGCAUACCAAGCAUUGUGUCCAAGUGGGAGAGGCUAUGUGACAUCAGAAUCUGGUGUUUACAGUUACAGAGAUGUGGAUGAGUGCAAGCUGUUUGACCCUGAGGUCUGUAAAAGGGGUUUGUGUGUGAAUAAUAUCCCUGGAUACGCAUGCUACUGCCCCACUGGGAACUACUACCAUUCCAUACUAUUGGAGUGUAUAGACAACGAUGAGUGCGAGGGAGAAGUGGCUUGCUUUGGCGGGACCUGUGUAAACACAAUGGGCUCAUUCUACUGCUCAUGCGAGCCACCGUUAGUGCUUGACUAUACUCAGAGAAACUGCGUCAACAUGACAGGCUUCACCACUGAUGAAAAUCUGGCAAUUUGCUGGGGGCAAGUGACAGAAGAACUGAUAUGCCAAAAUCCCCUGCUAGGCCGGCAGGUAACGUUCUCAGAGUGCUGCUGCUUGUACGGAUACGCCUGGCAGCUGGAUUGCGCUUUGUGCCCCAGCCAGGAUUCAGAUGAUUUUGAGGUGCUCUGUAAUGCUUUGAGACCUCCAGGUAUGCACAGACCAAACGGCCCUGGUACUGAUCGUGAUCUCAGCCGUGGCGAAGAAUACGAUAUGCUUUAUGAAUCCUACCCUGAACGCCCGGCACCAGGGUCUGACUUCACUUCCCCAGGCUACAAUCCAUACGCUUCUCUAAGGGGCCGUACAUCUGGCUAUAGAGGAAGACCUCUGGGACCUUAUAGACCACAAGAGUCUCCAUAUGACCGACAAGCUUAUGCCUCACGGGGACCAGAACGAAGAGCCUAUUUACAAAUGUCAGAUGUUGUCCCGGAGCCUGUCUACGAAGCCCGGCCACGUCCCCGAAGCCGAGGGGGCGCGAGGAGCCUUCCUCCGCGUCGUCAAAGUGCCGGCUACCGCGACCUUGAGGACGAGGAUGGGAAUGUGGAUGAAACUCGUCCUGUUGAGUCAUGGAUGCGUUUUCUGCCUGAGGAAGCACGCUCCUAUCCAAGUUAUCCAAGCCAGCCUUCUGGCAGGGCACUUCCUGAGAGACGGUAUGAAUCUUAUCAGAGUUUCAGCACUGAUGAGUGUGGAAUCGUGAAUGGCUGCCAGAACGGCCGCUGCAUUCGCAUCUCGGAGGGAUACACCUGUGACUGCUAUGAUGGCUACUAUUUGGACAUUGCUUCAAUGACUUGCAUAGACAUAAACGAAUGUGAGGAGCCGGAUGACCCUGCCACAUUGUGUGUGAAUGGGCAGUGCGUCAACACUGAUGGCUCCUACCGUUGCAUAUGUGAACGAGGAUAUAUCAUGUACCAUGAGCCAAACCUGUGCAUCCCUUCCAGAUCUCGCCCAUGAGACUUGGCCGGCUCUAAUUUCUUGUUGCCAGAGUACUGUCAUCUUUCAAUCUGCAGAUUGUCAAAGAGAAUCUGACAAUGCAAAAAACUGGAGGAUAUCAGUCCUGAGUUAAAGAAGCAUCCUGAGAUGUGUGUGUGUGUAUAUAUAUAUAUAUAUAUAUAUAUAUAUAUAUAUAUAUAUAUAUACACAAAAAACAUAUUUCCAGAUUUUCAAAUAUAAACGCGUGAAUUAAUCAUGAUCCAAAUAGAUCGUUUUUUUUCCCCAAAUUAUAUGUAUUGCUUCCACAACUGUGUAAAUAGACGAUUAGAAGCUGUUUAUUAGAUAGCAUGUAUACAUUGGCCAGAUGAAAGUAAUUAACCUUGGGAAAUGGUUGGCCACCUUCAUGAUUUUGCACUGGAUUCAUAAGAUUUUGAAAAAUAAUCUUUCUGAUGAUUGAUUUUCAGAACUAGUGUUAGCAGAUGGGAAAAUUGUUGAGUUACUUAAGACAUGUCUGAUUUUAAUCUUAUUUCUACUUAAAGUCUACUAAUAAUAUUUCUAAUAAUUCAAUCAUACAUUUUAAUGAAAACAUGGAAUUUUGAUUCUUUUUGUUUGAUAAGGAAAAGAAUUAGAACAAUAGCAUGUGACAUUUUAAGGGCAUUUAAAGGUAUUAACGAUAAUACUAACACAAUCAAGACUUCACAAAUUUCAAUUUAUCUUUUGUAUGCACUUAAAGUUUUUAAAAAUAUUUUUUUAAAUUUAAAAAAAUAUGUAAUAGCUAAUGACAAUUUAUUUAAUAUGUAUUAAAUUAAUAUUUGUUUCACAUUUGUUUAAUUGAAAAAUCCAUGUAUUUUCAUACCGGUUUGUUUUAUCUCUUUACAGUUUGUAUAGACAGUGAUUUACCACCAAAACAUUUCACUAAAAAAUGUGUCAUAGAAUGCACUGUACUUAGCCUUCUGUAUUCCUUACUUGUACAUGCAAAAAGAAGUUAUAACUAUAAUUUCACAUACCCUGUUUGUAUUUGUUUAUUUUACUGUUUUUUUUUUACAUCCACUACAUUUUAAGUAAAUAUGCAACAAAAUUACAA
Molecule: messenger RNA, 6102 nt
Organism: Paramormyrops kingsleyae
Lineage: Eukaryota; Metazoa; Chordata; Actinopteri; Osteoglossiformes; Mormyridae
Source: RefSeq, a predicted model, not a curated record